AUGGAACCCAACAAUUCAAUCAAUCAAAUCGACAAUCACAUCGACGAUGAUGGUGAUCAGAACUCAUUUCCAAUCGAUCCAACACAAGUAAUCACACCAAUCGAUUCAACACAACUAAACCCUCUUUCCGAAUCAUCAGUUCUAGGGCUUGUUCUCCUUGCUCAUACAUUCUCAUACGAUAUUCAAAACCUCACUGAGUCUCUCCUUCUCGAAAUCCUCGCAAGAUUGCCCCUGAAAUCAAUUUUUAUGUUCAAAUUUGUUUGCAAACACUGGCUAGACCUAAUUUCUCAGCCUUCGUUUGCCCGUUUCUAUUGCUCGCGUAUGCUCACAGCCAGCGCAUCGUCAUCAUCCUUACCUUUCAGAAUUUUCUAUAGGUAUAUUUAUGUGUCGAAAUUCACAAACGUUCUUGAUCGAUUCCGUCCCGAGACUUACCAUUCCUCAAAAUUCUCGGUCCUUUGCUCUUUCAAAAAAAGCAGAAUAUUAAACCCUAGAUUCUGGGAAGUCGCAGAUGCGAUUGAGUGGAAUGUGAGAUCAGGCUCUUUAAGAAACAUCGAUUCUGCUCGAAUAUCGAUUCCCGGCACUAUAAAGUAUGAUGACCCACAGCAGUGGGCUCUCACGAUAGGACAAAUGCAGGGAAAGUUUCAAAUGGUGGUUGUCCGACAUACUGGCCAUGCAAUACAGGACAAGGAGGAAUCUUCAAGGUCUCUUUCUAUAAAUGAGUAA
This is a messenger RNA of Lactuca virosa, 723 nucleotides long. The record is from the annotation of a GenBank genome assembly. NCBI's taxonomy places the organism in Eukaryota, Viridiplantae, Streptophyta, Magnoliopsida, Asterales, Asteraceae.